Molecule: messenger RNA, 5234 nt
Organism: Aspergillus ochraceoroseus IBT 24754
Lineage: Eukaryota; Fungi; Ascomycota; Eurotiomycetes; Eurotiales; Aspergillaceae
Exons: 2
Coding region: 1-4854 (1617 amino acids)
Biological process (GO): secondary metabolite biosynthetic process; amino acid activation for nonribosomal peptide biosynthetic process
Cellular component (GO): cytoplasm
Molecular function (GO): phosphopantetheine binding; catalytic activity
Source: RefSeq, a predicted model, not a curated record
AUGCAAGAAUCUGUUCGCAGUUUACUCUCGAGCAGUGCCUCUGCUACUCUCGAUAGUGGUCUCACCUCUUCUGUAUCAUCUAUUUUGACCGUUUCCGAGCACCUCGACUCGGUAACGAAUAUUCUGCGAGACCUGUGGGCAGAAAUUCUGAAUGAGGACCCAGAAGACAUCCAGGAAGAUACAUCCUUCUUUGACCUCGGCGGCGACUCGGUGUUAGCUUCAGAAUUAAUCUCUCUGGCCAAACAGAAAUCCCUAGGGCUCAAUAUUCAAGAUGUGUUCGAGUACCCAGCUUUGCACGAGAUGGCUACGAAAUCGUAUCCUCUUGUUGAGCAACGUGAGCGGAGCUUGGGAGUGCCAGCAUUCUCAUUACUACGACAUCACAACACCGAGGAUGAUUCUAUUCAAACACUCCGCUCCAAGAUUGCAGAGAAGUGUGCUGUUCACGAAAAUCAAAUCGAAGACAUCUAUCCAUGCUCCCCUCUCCAAGAAGCCAUGAUAGCGGUCUCACAAGGGGGGAGGGAUAGUUACAUGACACAACUUGUUUAUUCGUUAGAUCCAGAGCUAGAUCUUCAAAGGCUCAGGCAAGCGUGGGACACAACUGUUCAGUCCAAUCCAGUCCUGCGCACUCGUCUCAUUCAAGAACCGCCUUACGGGAUGCUACAAUGUGUUAUUCAGAUGAGCGUUGACUGGGCAGAAGCGGACUCACUCGAAGCUUACGUGCUGGAGGACCGCAAAGACUCCAUGCUUGAGGCUGAUGGUCUCCUCCGCUCUGCCCUAAUCCACGAGGCGUCGUCGUCUAACCAACGAUAUCUGGUUAUUACAGUGCACCACGCCAUUCUUGACGCCACAUCCCUCACCUACAUCCUGGAUGACCUGGUCAAUGUUUAUAAUGGAGAGUCAGAUAGUCUCAAUAGACCAAUGUUCAACAGCUUUAUUCAACAAAUACAACAAACCGACAUGGGAGCCGCGGAUGAGUUUUGGUCUCGGCAAGUAAAAGAAGCCAGUUCUUCACCUUUCCCAGUCUUGCCAAACAAGGAAUUCAAGCCCAUCGCGUCUGCCCGCUUUGUUCGAUCUUUUCAAUUUGACUGGCAGAAUCCGUUUGAUCUUACCAAGUCCCUGCUGAUCAGAGCUGCAUGGGGGAUCUUGUUAUCCCUACGAUCACAUAACAGCGACGUGAGCUUCGCAGCAACGCUCAGUGGUCGUUCCGCGUUCGAGGGCAUUGUCAGAGAUGUUGCCGGCCCGCUGAUCACUGCUGUUCCAAUUAGAAUCGACCUUGAUGACGAUCUUACCGUGGCCGUUUUCCUGCAGCAGAUUCGGCAGCAGGCGAUCGAUAUGAUGCCGUUCGAACAAUACGGGAGCUUAAACGUUCGCCGACGCCACGGAGAUUCUGGCAUACGGGCCACUGACUUCCAGAAUCUCCUACUUGUGCAGAUGGAUUCUGAGGAUGUUGCCCGCGAAACGCUUGCCAGAAUUGGGGUUUCCCCAGUGGAGGGGGUUGGUCUACCAUUUGAAUAUGACUUUGCGCUUGUAAACGAAUGCACCCCAGCUCAAGAUUCCUACCGGGUCUGCUUAUGGUAUGAUCCUAGGAUUCUCACCGAGCAGUCAGUGGAAAUUCUGGCAUCACAGCUUCACGCGAUUCUUGAUCAACUAUGCCAUGCCGCGCCACAAACUCCAGUGCACGCUAUUCGAUGCUUCAAUGAAUUAGAUCGUGCGCAGAUCCAAAGUUGGAAUCAGUCUCAACCAAGUGCUGUCAGAGACACAGCCCAUGCCAUGUUCGAGCGACAGGCGUGGUUGACUCCGAAGGCUCUAGCCUUGCGCGCCUGGGAUGGGGAUAUGACAUUCGAAGAACUCAACUCCCAGUCUUCUAGGUUAGCCGCCCAUCUAGUCUCCCUCAACGUACGACCCGGCGUGUUAGUUCCUCUUUGCUUUGAAAAGUCCCGAUGGAUGACAAUUUCCAUUCUUGCUGUGCUUAAAGCAGGGGGUGCUUGGGUUCCUCUUGAUCAUAAAUUUCCCAUGGACCGAUUAAGACAAAUCACGAGGAUGGCCAAUGCCACACUUAUUGUGUGCUCCCAAAGUGCAGCCGAAAGGAUGAAGAACUUAUCUGAGACGGUCGUUGUAGCCGAGACGAUCUCCGAGCAGCCAGAUGUUUCUAUGCCCUCUUCACGCUCAAGUGCUGCAACUGACUCAUCGUCCGGGCCCGAUGACACUGCAUAUGUGCUUUUCACCUCAGGGAGCACUGGCGAACCCAAAGGAGUCGUGAUGUCUCAUGGUUCACUCUGUACCGGGAUCGUCGAACAGGGUCGCGCCCUUGGCUGCAGUUCAAAAUGGCGCUCUCUUCAGUUCUCUGCCCACACCUUCGAUCCCAGCAUCAGUGAAGGUCUCAUGACUCUAUGUCAUGGCGGGUGCGUCUGCGUCCCUUCUGAAGAAGCGCGACUGAAUGAUCUGCCGGGAGUUAUUCGCGAAUUAGACGUGAACUGUGCACAAUUGACCCCGUCAGUCGCCCAUGUCAUCAGCCCCGAGGAGGUCCCAUCGCUAAAGACCCUCAUAUUUGUCGGAGAAGCCGCCAACAGCGACAAUGUCGCCCGAUGGGCUGGUAAACUCCAGCUCAUUAACGCUUAUGGUCCUACUGAAACCUGCAUCUACUGUUCCGUCAAAGACGAUUUCACGACGAACACUAGUCCCACAUCCGUGGGAAAGGCAUGUGGUGGUAACAACUGGAUCGUGGAAGCAGAUAAUCAUGAGCAGCUUGCUGCAGUUGGCUGCGUGGGGGAAGUAGUCGUCUCCGGUCCCUCACUGGGCAAAGGGUAUUUGGACAAUGAGAUCGCAACAUCUGCGGCCUUCGUGACAUGUUCGUGGCUCAAGGGAAUGCAGCCUUUCGCAGCAUCAUCUAACCGAUUAUACCGCACGGGAGACCUGGCUUUCUACAACGUGGAUGGGUCCAUGCAGCUAGUCGGGCGAAAGGAUAAUCAGGUCAAGGUCCGGGGCAAUCGUGUCGAACUGGGCGAAGUAGAGCGUCGGUUAAACAGAUUGAGCUCAAUCACAACGAUCAUGGCCUGUGUCCCCAAAGCCGGUCCCCUACAGCGACAACUCAUCACAGUCUUCUCGUUAUCCGAGAACGAUUUAUCCAACCGCAAGGAGAUUACCCUUCGGUUAUCUGAUGACUUCUCUUCCCCUGGUACGAAAAGCUUCCUCAAACAGCUGAGAGAGCGAUUGUCCCGUGAGGUGCCAGGUUACAUGAUACCGUCUUAUUGGGUGGUUGUUGAGGAGAUACCGUUGAAUAAUUCUGGCAAACUCGAUCGAAAGGCUGUAAGACAGUGGAUAGAAGCUAUAGACGAGUCACAAGCAGCCUUGAUCACCCAGGAUAUUCUUAGCGAGUCCGACACCACAGACGAUAUCCCGGAACAACACACCGAUAUCUAUGAGAUACUCCGGAAAGUUUGGGGUGAGGUCCUUGACUUUGAAGUGGAUAGGAUUACUCCCCAUACUUCCUUCUUCACCUUGAAUGGCAACUCACUAUCGGCCAUCAAAGUCGUGGCAUUGAGUAAAAAGCACGGAUUGAACUUCACAGUCCAGGAUCUUCUGUUAGGUAGAACCCUAGCGAGGCUUUGCGAGGUCGUCGAAGUACUCGAUAACAGCGCGAGUUCGGCUACCGAAUUUUCUCUUGCGCCGUCCCAGGAAUACCUACUCUCUUUAUAUGAUGAUUCAACCGCGAAUAUACCAGAGCACCGCAGCUCUUUGCUUCAAACGCUUCUUCCGGGCGGUACUGACAACGUGGAGGAUAUAUAUCCUUGCUCUUCCAUGCAGUUGCACAUAUUGCAAUAUCAGUCCCACAAUUCCCGUUUGUUUUCGCUGGAACUGACCUUCGAGAUUGGCUCAAACACGGCUUCUCCUAUUGACCCAGAACGGCUUGCGGAAGCCUGGGAAAGGAUAGUUAAUAGACACAGCAUCUUAAGAACAGUCUUCGUUCAACCCGGUGCAAAUAACACUCCAGUUCAGGUGGUUCUCCGGACUAUUGCAAAUACGGUAUCAAUCCGAGACCCUUUGGACCCAGUCGAAGAGAGUCCAAGUACCAUCCCGCAUGGCAGACUACCCCGCUUGACGAUUUUCGCGUUGCCCUCAGGAGCUGUGUCUUGUGAAUUGCAAAUCAGCCAUGCGUUGACUGACGGAUGGACCAAUUCGCUCUUUCAACGAGAGCUUGUACAGGAGUAUCUCAACUUUGACCAUCAUGGCCCCGUUACGCCGUAUCGGUCUUUCAUUGCACGCAGCGUGGCCACAGACAAGGAGACUGAUGUAGCUUUCUGGGUGGAGAGGUUGAAAGACUGUAGUCCUUGCAGUAUAAAAUGCCUCACCCCUGGUCCUGUCUUUGACCCUUCCAGCCCUGCUUCGGUUUGUGCCCUGGACCUACCGAGUACUCUUCUCGAUGACUUCUCCAGCUUCUGCAAUUACAAUGGAGUGACUACAACAACAGUGAUUGAUCUGGCAUGGGCCUUGACAUUAGAGGUCCUAACAAACAAUAGUGAGGUUCUCUAUGGUCACAUAGUCUCCGGCCAAGCUCGCAGCCUGCCGGAACUAUAUACAACCGCUGGCCCAACGUUGAAUAUGCUGGCCACACGCAUCAACCUCAGUCAGAAUACUCUUCCAGAGAUGGCACAUGCGCUCCAGGCGUUCAAAUUGGAAGCCCUCAACCACGAUUCUUGCAGCCCCUCUGAGCUUGAGCAAGUCUUGGGCACAACACAUCUAUACAACACCGCCGUGAAUAUCUCCCUGGAUCAUCAGCCACUGCCAGACUCAGAACUCUACUUGAGACAUAUUAGCUUGGAGGACCCUUGGGAUGUAAGUUGCCCAUUUCUAUAACCGCCUUCCGUGCGUGGUAUUCUAACUACUUGUUGAGAUACAGUUGGACAUCGUUCUGCGUGCAUGGACAGUCAAGGAGACCAUUUACUUUCGGGUCGAAUACAAGCCCUCGGAAUUCUCGUUCCAUGAGAUCGGCAGAAUUUCAGAUUGUUUCUGGGCUCAUUUGUGUCUCUUCGCCCGACAGCAGCUCAACAGCCAAACUUUCUAUCAGAGAAUAGCCACCCGUGUGGCGUUGCUAGCCCAGGGAAGAUAGUAUAGAUAGUAUAUGGUUUCUUGGAGGGGAGUUACAUAUUUUCAGUUAAUAGAUCACUUAGAGUAUGAGUUUUUUUUUUGUAUACAAAUUGUUAUUGCGAUAUUAUUUUUGUCAAUUCUAGUACUCG